AUGUGCGCGCGACUUUUAGCAUGUCCUUUAUGCUCUCAACCUGGAUUUCUCACUUUGGAUGCUCUACGAACUGGCCUUGUUAGUGUCGCAACACGUCCCCUCGCCUGUCCAGUUUGCAAUGAAGUUUUAUUGGGAAUCGAUAAAUUGACAAUUCACCUAUUUGGUCAUACAAUAAAUACGAAUAAUUUGAAUGUGAAUCAAAGUAAUGUUCAAAUUUUACAUAAUAUUCAAGCGAUACCAGUGCAAACGUGGAAUAUUUUAAAAGCACAAAAUUUACCCGAACUCACUGAGAAGACAACAUUCGAUCGACAAAAGCAAGAAUCGUUUAUUUUAAAGGACAAUGAAAUGAUAAUUAAUUCGCAUAUUUCUCACGAUGAUCAAAAUAAUGAACCAAAACAAGUGAUUUUUCUUCAAAAUAUGACCACUGAUCAAAUUUAUCCCACGAGUUGUGGAUUUUCGAAAAAUCCACCACAAAAAAGAAUUGAAAAACAAAUUGUCAAUUCCGAGUCGCAUGAAAUUAAUUCCCUGGUGCAAAGUAGACAGAGUUUAGUUAGAAAUUCGAAUUUAAAUCCAGACAAUGGGAAUUUAAUUCCAAGUGGGAAUUUAAUUCAAGAAAACAAGAUUCAAAGUAAUUUAGUUGAAAACUCAGUUUUGACUCAAGAUACAAAUUUAUUUGAAUCCAGUGUUAGUUUACUCCAAACUAAUUCGAUUUUACCGAAAAAUUUGACUUCGUCACAGAAUAAAUCGAAUUUGGCUCCAACAAACACUUUCGGUGGUACAAAUUUACAACAAAAUUCCAAUUUUCUUCCGAACAAUCUUCAGGAAAAUUCGAAUACACUGGGGAAUGAUUCAAACGAAAAAUCACUAAAUCUACAAGUGGGAACAAUCAACAAUUCGUGGAUUGAAAAUAAUUCAGGCACAACGACAGCAACUGGAAAUUUGAAUGAAAUAGAGGAAAUUCCGAUCGAAGUAAAUGAAAGUGAAAAAAAUUCGAAUAAUGAAAAUAAUGCGCGAGAUUGUGAGAAAGGAAAAACGGAGGAAGUGGAAAAUGAGGGGAAGGAAAAAUCGCAGGAUCCAAUUUUACCUUAUUUGAAAGCCUUUCGAUUAUUGGCAUCGAAUGAGAAAAUGGAACGAUGCAAUAUUUGCGGUUAUCGAUGUGAUGACAGGAAAAUUCUCAUUCUUCACAAGCAAUUAGUUCAUAUGAUCGCGGAGAAAGAUAUGAACGUCAGGCCCGAAGACUUAUUGAAAAAUUAUCCUUGCCAUUUGUGUACAAAAGUAUUUAAAAUGAGAGGCAGUCUCAUGGUUCACAUGCGAGUCGCACACACUAAUUAUAAUUCAGGUUGUUUGACAAUCGAUCCGGAAUUAUCACCAAACAACGAAAAUGGCUACAAUUGUCCAAUUUGUGGAAAAAAUUUCAAAAAGGAACAACAUGUGACGCAGCAUUUAAAGACACACGACGGCAAACAAUGGGAAUGUGAUAUUUGCAGUAAAAUGUUUACUACAAAGUAUUUUUUGAAAAAACACAAAAGACUUCAUUCAGGCGAAAUGCCAUAUAAAUGUAAUAUUUGUGAUAAAACAUUCACAUUUCAACAAUCAUAUCACAAGCACAGACUGUAUCAUAAAGAUGAUAAACCACACACUUGCAAUACUUGCGGAAGAUCAUUUAAGGAACUCUCAACUCUUCAUAAUCAUGAAAGAAUACACACGGGGGAAAAACCGUUUGCCUGUGAAACUUGUGGAAAAUGUUUUCGACAACGAGUCUCCUAUUUGGUACACCGACGAAUUCACACUGGUGUGAUGCCCUACAAAUGCACAAGUUGUGGAAAAUGCUUCAGAUAUAAAGUAAGCCAAAGGACUCACAAGUGUCAAAUACCAGCGGAGAAUUUAUCCCAAAAUUCCGAAAUUCUAUUUCAACGAUUGCUGCAAAUUUCCGAGCCAAAGGAGAAAAAUAACGAAUUGCUUGAAGAGGAGACACAACGAAUUGAGGCAAAAUGCAGCGAACGGAAUAAAUUUAUUCUAUUAAUGAAUGAAGAAGGCGAACCAAUUCUAACACGACAAUCCGAUUUAAACAAUGCCAAAGAAAAAGAAAUACCAACGGAAUCGAUAAACAAAGAAAAUUCCAAAAAAGAAGAAAACCUUUGGAUUCAAGAGAGAAAUAACGUAAAUUCGUCAAAUUCACUGAAGGAACAACAUGUUGAUAGGGAAAAAUUACAAUUGGAAGUUCCACAAGAUAUUUUUUCCAUGAUGUUGUUGCCCAGUGAAAAAGAUGCGCCAACACCGUCUACAGAAAUGGAGCACUUGAGACUUUCGAGUCCAAUUCAAAAGGAAAGUGAAAUUAUCGAAAAUUACAAUGAUAAUCAUAAUAAACUGGAAAUAAUGGGAAUAAGUCGGGAAAAUAUUCGCGAAAGAUUUGAAAAUAAUAUUGCCAAUUCAUUACGAACAAUAGACGAUGCAUCGUUAAGUGAAUUGAUCUACGGAAUUAGUCAAGAAUAAUUAAUAGUAAAUUAUAGUAAAUUUUUAUAAAAAUAAUAUAAAGAAAAAUAUACUUUUUCUAUAAUUAAGUAAUUUUCAAUUUUCGAAAGUAAUUCUAGUCACUGACAAAUAUUUUCAAAUAAAUUAUUCUUAUCUCUAUUAUUCUUUAUCUUGACUAAGUAUUCCAAUUUUUUUGGACAGAAAUUUAUUCUAAAUGUCAAGUAAUAACAGUAAAUAACGUUCAUUUUGAAAAUAAAUCUAAUUUUAAUCCUUAUCCAAUUGCAAAAUACAGUACAAAACAUUUAAUUUAUAUUAUAAUUGAAAUUAAAAUUUUCUAUCAAUAUCGUUUGGAAAUUAUUCAAAAAGAAAAACUCAU
This is a messenger RNA of Leptopilina heterotoma, 2848 nucleotides long. Its product is annotated as zinc finger protein 624. The transcript is spliced from 5 exons. Lineage: Eukaryota; Metazoa; Arthropoda; Insecta; Hymenoptera; Figitidae. The coding region runs from base 1 to 2493 and encodes 830 amino acids. The record is from RefSeq and is a predicted model, not a curated record. Gene Ontology annotation, biological process: regulation of transcription by RNA polymerase II. Gene Ontology annotation, molecular function: DNA-binding transcription factor activity; RNA polymerase II cis-regulatory region sequence-specific DNA binding.